AUGGACAAAGUACACAACAGUGAACCUGAAGCUCUUCGUGCGUUGAAAGACGAACACGCUUCAAAGAGGCAAGAUAUCACAUUUCAAGAAAAACAGGCACCUAGUCCAUAUUCCUCAGCUAGGGCAGCUCUGGAACAAUAUAUCACGAAAAUACAGAAGGAUGUUCUGAGUCAUGAGAGAGCCCUCCGUCUGAUUGGUUCCCGAAUGCCCUUGUUCAACGCAAUGGAUGAGACAAAACAAUGGCUUAAAGCGGCUGGAAAAUUUGCCACCGAUGAGGAGUUUAACGCACAUGGGGAAAAAUUGCGCCAGUUACUCGAACAGUUGGAUCAGAAGAUGUGCGAGGCCGAAACUGCCCUAAAGCAGUUUCACGAAUUACGCCAGGUACUAUCCCUGCAGCUAAUUACUGUGAGAUUUUCUUGA
Molecule: messenger RNA, 420 nt
Organism: Echinostoma caproni
Lineage: Eukaryota; Metazoa; Platyhelminthes; Trematoda; Plagiorchiida; Echinostomatidae
Source: the annotation of a GenBank genome assembly